Molecule: messenger RNA, 1050 nt
Organism: Cladocopium goreaui
Lineage: Eukaryota; Dinophyceae; Suessiales; Symbiodiniaceae
Source: the annotation of a GenBank genome assembly
CCUCACUGCCCUCACUUUGCGGCCCCGCGGCCAUGUCGGAGUUCAGCGCCAGAAGUGAGAAGCGUCGGCGAGUGCAGACCUUGCUGCCGGUUUUCCAAGAGUUGGAGGACUUGGCUCAUACCGGUGCUCAGCUCUGCAAGAGAUCGCGUGAUUUGCAACGCGCUGCACCUGUCAACCUGGAGGAGAUCUGUCAUUUCGCCUCCCAACUUCGCAUGGGUGUUCCUGCGAAGCUGCCGUUGGACGCCAAGAGCCUUCCGCUGGCGCCACUGCCGGCGGGCUUUUGGCUGCCGUUCCCGACCCUGGAGGAGGAAAUCCCCAAUGCCACAGCCUUGGCUACGGGACUCCGUCGAUGUCCACCGCCACACGUGUCGCUGCAGCCGAGCCAGACCAGUGGGGCAGCGUGGGCAGUGCAGUUGAGGGCUCUGCCACCUGCCACCUCCGUUCUUUUCACGGUGGACGGCUCGGUGCCGCGGCUGGGGAGCAAGAGUACCAUGCAAGCGACGCAGGCUCCUGUGUUGCUGGCUGAAGGUGCCCAGGUCUGUGCAGUGGCGGCGGCCGCUGGGAAGCAUUUGUCAGAUGUGAUCACGGUAAAGACGCCCAAUGCCAAGGUGGCGGCACCCUCCGAGCCGGCGAAAGUUGCACCCAAGAAGGCGACAUCGAAAUCGUCAUUCCGAAACGAUUUGCUGUUGGCAGAUUCCGAUGACGAUUAGGCAAGCUGCGAGAUGGCCAUGAUGAAAUCUCUGUGAGGCCAAAUUCCGAGCUCCUGACCAUCACCAGCGACACCCUUCCUAUUUGCCAUCCUUGGGCACUAUAGACGCCUGGGGUUCGCAAGGUUCUUGUGACCCGCAUGGCAAGGAAGAGAUGGCUUGAAGUGUCCCUUGAUCUUCCUGGAUCUAGUGCAUCCAGGAUGGUUUUGGGCAUGCGGCAUGGCAUCAUCCAUCAUCACACUAUGUUCUAUACCCCAUGCUAUCUUGUGCGAGCUCAAGACAGUGAGAUGGCGAACUGGUGGCAGCAUGUGGCAGUAGCUUGCAAUGGCGGCCUUGGGAAAAA